Mus caroli (Ryukyu mouse) is the source of this 3583-nucleotide messenger RNA. It is a transcript of the gene Flvcr1, whose product is annotated as FLVCR choline and heme transporter 1. Gene Ontology annotation, cellular component: mitochondrion; membrane. NCBI's taxonomy places the organism in Eukaryota, Metazoa, Chordata, Mammalia, Rodentia, Muridae. Gene Ontology annotation, biological process: mitochondrial transport; heme export; transmembrane transport. The record is from RefSeq and is a predicted model, not a curated record. Gene Ontology annotation, molecular function: heme binding; heme transmembrane transporter activity.
AACCGGGUGGGACCUAGGAGCCGGCGAGGAGGACUAAGGGGCGGCGGGGCGGGGAGCCGGGAGGCAUGGCGCGGCCCGAUGACGAGGUGGGGCCGGCCGUGGCGCCCGGGCACCCGCUGGGGAAGGGAUACCUUCCGGUGCCCAAGGGCGCCCCGGACGGGGAGGCGCGCUUGGUACCGCAAAACGGGCCUGAGGCGCUGAACGGAGGCCCCGGGCUCGGCCCGCUUGUUGCGGGAGCCCAGGGCGGGCCGCAAGCCCUGAUAGCGGCGGAGGAGGAGACCCAGGCCCGGCUCUUGCCCGCGGGCGACGGGGAGGACGUCCCAUGCCCCGCGUGUCCCCCGCGCACUGCGCUAUCGCCGAGGCGCUUCGUGGUGCUGCUCAUCUUCAGCCUUUACUCGCUGGUGAACGCCUUCCAGUGGAUCCAGUACAGCAGCAUCAGCAACGUGUUCGAGGACUUCUACGAUGUGUCGCCGCUGCACAUCAACUGGCUGUCCAUGGUGUACAUGGUGGCCUACGUGCCCCUCAUCUUCCCGGCCACCUGGCUGCUGGACACGCGAGGCCUGCGGCUCACGGCGCUGCUGGGCUCCGGCCUCAACUGCCUGGGAGCCUGGGUCAAGUGCGGCAGCGUGCAGCGGCACCUCUUCUGGGUCACCAUGCUGGGGCAGAUCCUGUGCUCCGUGGCCCAGGUCUUCAUCCUGGGCUUGCCCUCCCCCGUCGCCUCGGUAUGGUUUGGACCCAAGGAGGUGUCGACGGCUUGUGCCACAGCAGUGCUGGGCAAUCAGCUUGGAACUGCAGUUGGCUUUUUGUUGCCACCUGUUUUAGUGCCUGCCUUGGGCUCACAGAAUAACACAGGCCUCCUGGCUCACACACAGAAUAACACAGACCUCCUGGCUCAUAACAUCAACACCAUGUUUUACGGAACAGCAUUUAUCUCCACAUUUUUAUUUUUUUUAACAGUAAUUGCAUUCAAGGAGAAGCCUCCGUUGCCUCCCAGUCAGGCUCAGGCAGUUCUUCGAGACAGCCCCCCUGAAGAGUACUCCUACAAGAGUUCUAUCUGGAACCUGUGCAGAAACAUCCCCUUUGUUCUCCUGCUGGUCAGUUAUGGUAUCAUGACUGGAGCAUUUUAUUCAGUCUCAACAUUAUUGAAUCAAAUAAUAUUGACAUAUUAUGUGGGAGAAGAGGUGAAUGCUGGGAGGAUUGGGCUGACACUGGUGGUAGCUGGAAUGGUGGGCUCUAUUCUCUGUGGCUUAUGGCUGGACUAUACCAAAACCUACAAGCAGACAACUCUGAUAGUGUACGUCCUGUCUUUCAUUGGAAUGCUCAUAUUCACAUUCACACUGAACCUCGGGUACAUCAUCGUGGUGUUUUUUACUGGUGGGAUUCUUGGCUUCUUCAUGACUGGUUACCUCCCCCUGGGCUUUGAGUUUGCUGUGGAGAUCACUUACCCUGAGUCUGAGGGCAUGUCCUCAGGGCUCCUCAACACUUCUGCACAGAUACUUGGAAUUGUCUUCACAUUGGCUCAAGGAAAGAUCACAACAGACUAUAAUAGUCCAGAGGCAGGAAACAUUUUCCUUUGUGCCUGGAUGUUUGUAGGCAUCAUUUUAACAGCACUGAUCAAGUCUGAUCUGAGAAGGCACAAUAUAAACACCGGGCUUACAAACAUUGACGUUAAAGCUGUACCAGUUGAUAGUCGGGUAGAUCCAAAACCCAAAGUGAUGGUGUCUAUACAGUCGGAAUCUUCACUCUGAAGAAGGCAGUGUGGCUGCCCCUCAACAUGGGCAUGUGGCUUUGUCUUUGGGCAGCUGUGUGAGGUGUGAGGCACUUGAAAAUUAUUGGAUGAGUUCUGAAUAUUUUGUUUUGUGUUAAUCAGCGAUUUUGCUUACAAUGUCUUUGUUUACCUCGUGUUACCACUCCCAUUCAUGUAAACCUGUCUAGUCUCAGUUGUGUAGUGUGUACCUGAAAGUAACAUUAUUGACAUUUUUUUCAGGAUGCUUUGUUUUUUAUGGGUGUCUAGUUCCUGUAAGACAUAUAAGAGUGUGCAAUUCACACAUGAACACACCUUGGUACAUUCCCAGUCAGUUGUCACCUGACCGCACUGAUCAUGUCAGGGUCACGGUCAGCGCCACAGUGUGAAUGCAGAGUCCCAUGAGAAGCACUGACCCACUCGGACAGGGCUGGGGUUAGAUUCCCAUCUCUUACACACCUGUUGUAUUGUGACAUGUUCUGUCCCACAAAAACAAACCAACAAAAUGGUUCUAUGCACAGAUUAAGUCUAUUAUACUCUGGUUAGCUAGGGAGCUGAGACACACACAGGUCAUCUGAGCUCUUCUCUGUGCUGCCUUCAUACAGGUACAUGUUAAUGUACUACAACUUGAAGUAGCAGUUUUAUGCCCUUUGUCCAUUUUCACUCUCUUAAAAGAAACUUUCAUCAUCUGUGUUACGGGCUUGCUCGUGAUUUCUCACAUCACAUCUAAUUUUGCCUUGAAGAUGCCCAAGAUAAGGAAGUCUGUGAUAACUUCAGAGAGCCCAUAUGUCUAUUCUGUGGAGAGUCCUUGAAAUACUAGCUGCUGUCUUUCCAGGAUCAUUCCUCUGUCUGACCACUGUUUUUAAGGACUACCAGCCCUUGCACAUAUCCUGUGACCGCUGGGAGCAGGUUCUGCUGCACCGCACCGCGUGUGUGGUCAGAACUCUGUGGACGCUAUCUCGUACACACUCAGGACAAGGCGAGUGGGACCAAGUGUAUUUUCACAGUGCCUACCACAGUGUCUUGUUUGUCUUGUUUACAGUGAGAAUUAAAUGUCUUUGAUGUUUUGACUCUUAAGCUUACAUUCAUGACAUUUGAUCAAUCAUUAUAUUUACAUAGUGUGAUUUUGAAAAUUUUACAAAAAAUUUACAUAAUAUAAAAAUGCACACAGAAAAAGUAAUCAUGUAAUGAAUAUGGUUGAAGCAAAUGCAACUUUGAUUUAGGCAAAAUAUGCAUUGAUUUAUCUUGAUAUUAUAUUCUGUUUCAUCAAAUUACUAUAAAUUAUGUGGAAUUUGACAUUGGAAAAUGUACUGAAAGGAUUUAGUAUCACUCAGGAUCAGGAAUUCUGGUUUUGUGUCCUGGGCAGGUUCUGCCUUGGUAACUCUGGACACAUCAUUUACCCUCUCUGGCAACAUUUUCCUGAUCCAUGAAAUGAUGCAUUCACACUGAUCUAAAUGAUCUUUUUAAAAUAUUGUCAUUUAUCAUGAAGUAGGCCAAAUCAUGGUACCACAGGAAUCUAGAAAUCUAGCUGCAAUCUGGGCAGUGGUGGAACACACCUACACCCUGUCUUGAAAAACCAAAAAGGAGGAAGGAAGGAAGGAAGGAAGGAAUCUAGUUCGAGUAAACAAUUGUGAUUGAUUAUGUAGAGGCAGAGAACUUCAGCUCUGUUUUUAACUCUUUAGUUCAGGUAGAAUCUGUAUCAUCAGCAACUUCUUUUAGUAUUUCUGUCACUGAUUACAAAUGACCAAAAAUGCACUGUCUCCCCCAGCUGUUUCUGGUUUUUGUUUUUUUGGUUUUUCAAGACAGGGUUUCUCUGUGUAGCCCUGGCUGUCCUGGAAC